UCCCUUUUCAGAAAUUCCAGAAAUGAGUCAUUUCACUUGGGAACAGUUACUGGAAAAGUUUGAAGCGGUUGAAUUUCCAGAAAGGAACGGAAAGCAAGAUGAAUUGCCUCAAGUUUCCAGCUUUGUUGAAGCCUGUUUGGAAAUGGGAGCUUUCUUUAACCUUUUGGGAAGGGCUUUCAGUUUUGUCCAAAGUGAUAUCUUGAGCAAGGCAAAAAUAAUUCAAGAUUAUGGAGAAAGGUUGCAUCCUCAACAAGGCUCGCUUCAAGAAAUAAUAGAACAGGAACUGGAUACCGGAGCUUGUGCAACCAAUGAACCUCCUUCUUGUUCUAGAACUGUGUUGAGAUUGUUAUGGGCCACUCAUUUUUUGUAUGUUUUGGUUCAAAAACUUACCACCGAUGAAACUAUUCCUCUAAGAAGUUGUGUAAGAGAAGCUUAUGAUAUAGCACUCAAGGACCAUCAUUCAUGGGCCAUACAGAAAGCAGUACAUACAGCUUUGAUAUUUUUGCCGUCAAGAGACUUUUUUUAUAGAAAAAUAGGUGUGGAUAUUCAUAAGAGAGAUUCCUAUAUGAAAAGAGGAGAUAAGGCUCUCGGUAAGGAGCAAACGAGACUCGUAAAAUGCAACAGAUAAAUAUUUGCUACUAGGCACAAUUGUUCAAAGAAUGUAUCAUUU
This is a messenger RNA of Galdieria sulphuraria, 670 nucleotides long. RefSeq names its product glycolipid binding / glycolipid transporter. Gene Ontology annotation, biological process: ceramide transport; intermembrane lipid transfer. The transcript has 9 exons. Gene Ontology annotation, cellular component: membrane; cytosol; cytoplasm. Lineage: Eukaryota; Rhodophyta; Bangiophyceae; Galdieriales; Galdieriaceae. Gene Ontology annotation, molecular function: ceramide 1-phosphate binding; ceramide 1-phosphate transfer activity. The coding region runs from base 23 to 628 and encodes 201 amino acids. The record is from RefSeq and is a predicted model, not a curated record.